AACUGGCUAUCUGAACUCUGGUCCACAGCUGUUUGGCAGCAAGCAAGAUGGUUCCCUGUCCAUGGUAGAAGUGGCCAGUGAUACUGAAGCGGAAGACCUUCUCUGCAACUUGCACUCUCCAAGCUUCCUCCAGAUCUCAGAGGUGGAAAUGAGAGGUUCGGAGGAUGUGACCCCUGGCACCGUGUUACAGCGGCUGAUCCAGGAGCUGCAGUAUGGCCACCCGACCGAGAACAUGAGCCUGCUGGCCAUCCAGCAGCAGGCCACGGGGAGUGCUGGACCAGCCAACGCCACGACCGGCACGCUCGCCUCUUCCACGGAGAACCUGGUGCCGGAAGACCCGCAAAUGGUCCAGCAGUCGGCGCGCCAAGAACCGCAGGGCCAGGAGCACCAGGGCGACAGUGCUGCGAUGGAGAAGCAGUCCCGGGCCGCCCCGCCUCAGCAGAACAGCGAGGAGCUGCCGACCUACGAGGAGGCCAAAGCCCAGUCCCAGUUUUUCAGGGGCCAGCAGCCUUCUGCCGUGGGCCCCGGCUUCUAUGCGGCGGGAGGCUCCUGCCCAAAGGCUCGGACAGAAGGCAGGCCCACCCUGGCCCGUGCCAACAGUGGGCAGGCGCACCAGGACGAAGCCCUGAAGGAGCUGAAGCAGGGGCACGUGCGCUCCCUGAGCGAGAGGAUCAUGCAGCUCUCCUUGGAGCGGAACGGCGCGAAGCAGCACCCCCCCGCCGUGGGGAGAAGCAAGGGGCUCAAGGCAGGGGGGCCGCCCCCUGCCCCGAAUGCCGGGAAGGGCAUGGAUCUGCGUGGGCCACCUCCGGACUACCCGUACAAGAGCAAGCAGGUGGUCUCUCCCGUGAGCAAAGCCCAGGAGCACGGGGGCUUCUUUAACGACCAGCAUCCCGGAAUGCUGCAGGAGGCGGGGAAGGCGCCCUACUCGGCUCCGCAGGCAGCCAGGAGCGAGGUGGCUGUUGUGCGGUAUCAGCCUCCCCCAGAAUAUGGGGUGACCAGCCGCCAGUGCCAGCCGUCGUUUCUGGCGAUGCCCACACCGCAGCCGCACAGCCCCAUGUCCUCGCAGGCCUCCUCUCUCAGCGGCCCAGCGCACUUGGCAGCUCUGGCACCCCUCCCGAUGGCCACGGCAUCCCAGUCUCUGCCCGCGACCCCUCCGAACCAGCCGCCGCAGCUCCCUCCAGACGCAUUUACCAUAGUGCAGCGUGCCCAGCAGAUGGUGGAGAUGCUGUCGGAAGAUAACGAGGCCCUGCAGAAGGAGCUGGAGGGCUACUACGAGAAGGCGGACAAGCUGCAGAAGUUUGAAAUUGAAAUUCAAAGGAUUUCUGAAGCUUAUGAAGACUUGGUAAAGACCACCAUCAAAAGAGAGUCAUUGGACAAGGCAAUGAGAAACAAACUGGAAGGUGAAAUCCGGAGGCUUCAUGAUUUCAACAGGGAUCUACGCGAACGGUUGGAGACGGCCACGAGGCAGCUAGCCAGCAGAGAGUUUGAUGGGCACGAAGAUAAGAUAACAGAGGGUCUUUAUGCCUCUCAGAGCAAAGAGCACUUGAAGGAGAAAGAGAAGCUGGAAAUGGACCUGACAGCUAUGCGCUUGACCAGUGAGGAGCAGCGACGGCACAUUGAGGUCCUGGACCAGGCUCUAAACAGUGCGCAAGCCAAAGUCAUCAAGCUGGAAGAAGAGCUGCGGAAGAAGCAGGCACAUGUCGAGAAGGUGGAGAAGCUUCAGCAAGCGCUGACUCAGCUCCAGGCGGCCUAUGAGAAGCGAGAGCAGAUGGAGCGCCGGCUGCGCACCAGGCUGGAGAGGGAGCUGGAAGCACUGCGGCUGCAGCAGAGACAAGGGAAUUACCAGGCCACUACCUUGCCAGAGUACAACAUACCUGCCUUAAUGGAGUUAGUGCGGGAGAAGGAGGAGAGGAUUCUGGCUCUUGAAGCCGACAUGACCAAGUGGGAGCAGAAGUACUUGGAAGAGAGCGCAAUCCGACACUUUGCCAUGAAUGCUGCUGCGGCGACCGCAACAGAAAAGGAUCCUGCAGCCAGCAGUCACUCGCGGAACGGCAGCUACAGCGAGAGCCCCCUGGAGGUCCGCAUGUGGCAGGAAGAAGAGGAGCUUUUGCAAGCUGGGCGGAAGUUUCAGGACAUGGAGUACACGAUAAAGAAUCUGCAUGCAAAAAUCAUUGAGAAAGAUGCUAUGAUCAAGGUCCUUCAGCAGCGAUCCAGGAAGGAUCCUGGAAAAUCCGACAAUGCAAGUCUGCGGCCCGCCCGGUCAGUCCCUUCCAUUGCUGCAGCAACAGGAACUCAUUCCCGCCAGACCUCCCUCACCAACAACCAGAUGGCUGAAGAAAAGAAAGAAGAUAAGACCUGGAAAGGGAGCAUAGGACUGCUGCUGGGGAAGGACACUCAGGACCAUUCGCUUGUCCCACUGCUGCCGCCGCCGCCGCCUCCCUCUCUGCCCUCCAUAACGUCCUCAUGGCCAGUGACGGUCUGUCACCUGAAAAUGGGCAGCAAAGACAACAGCACUCAGACGGACAAAAGCUCCGAGCUUUUCUGGCCCACUGCGGCAUCAUUUCCGGGCAGGGGGAGAUUGAGUAGCACCCCCAGUGGCAGCCCAGCGCUGAAGCACCCUGCAGGCAAAGGCGCUGGAGAGAGACCGGAGAAUUCUCCCAGCCAUGGAAAGCUGCCCGACAGCAAGGGCAAAGUAAGCACUCUACUUCACAAACCGGAAUUCCCAGAACCGGACAUGAUGGAAGUCCUCAUCUAA
Varanus komodoensis (Komodo dragon) is the source of this 2755-nucleotide messenger RNA. It is a transcript of the gene AMOTL1, whose product is annotated as angiomotin like 1. Gene Ontology annotation, cellular component: cytoplasmic vesicle; bicellular tight junction; plasma membrane. Lineage: Eukaryota; Metazoa; Chordata; Lepidosauria; Squamata; Varanidae. The transcript has 12 exons. Gene Ontology annotation, biological process: angiogenesis; establishment of cell polarity involved in ameboidal cell migration; regulation of cell migration. The record is from RefSeq and is a predicted model, not a curated record. The coding region runs from base 62 to 2755 and encodes 897 amino acids.